Messenger RNA from Amaranthus tricolor (Joseph's coat), 1077 nucleotides. RefSeq lists its product as uncharacterized. Bases 1 to 1077 code for a protein of 358 amino acids. Lineage: Eukaryota; Viridiplantae; Streptophyta; Magnoliopsida; Caryophyllales; Amaranthaceae. The transcript has a single exon. The record is from RefSeq and is a predicted model, not a curated record.
AUGAAAUACGAUGAUAAUAAUAAUAAUAAGGAUACAGUGUUUGGGGGUUUUAUAGCAAGUCCACCGCUUACCCCAUUGGUUAAGCCAAGGGGUGUUAUUCGUCCUACUGUGGUUGGUACGGUGUGGUGGAGGCUUGUUUCUAAAGUUGGCGUUUCUAUUGUUGGGAAAACCUUGCACACCUAUUUUGAAGAUUUUCAGUUUGGAGUAAGCACACAAGGGGGUGGUGAGGCUAUUCUUAAUUCUGUUAACCGGCUUGUUGAAUGCAAGGGUGAUGUUGUUGGUAUCUCCAUGCUCUUGGUGGAUUUUCAAAAUGCUUUCAACUUAGUUGAUACAAGUGUCAUGUUGCAACCUGUUCGGCUAUAUUAUAGUAACUCUAUUCUCUGGUCCUGUCAAGGUGUUCAACAAGAUGACCCUCUAAGCCCUCUCCUUUUUUCCCUUAUUUUACACCCCUUGGUCUUGAAAAUUCAUCAGUCUUGUAAGCUUAACCUCCAGGCUUGGUAUCUUGAUGAUGGCACUAUUGUGAGAGAUACCCUUAUGGUCGCCAAGGCCUUAAACGUUAUUAAGGAGGAAGAGCCAUCUCGUUGUUUAUUUCUCAAUCUGGAUAAGACUGAACUUUUCUGGCCUAGGGAGGAUCCAAGGAGUAGAGAGGACGGGGUUUUCCCACCUAACAUAUCUCGUCCUUGUGUAGGGGUGAAACUUCUUGGUGGGCCGGUGAGUACAGAUCAGAGCUUUUGUCGUGGUUUUUCUCUAAAGAGGGUUUCUAAAACCAUUGAGCUCAUGACAACUGUUAGCAAACUCCAUGAUCUACAAUGUGAGCUUCUUCUUCUUCGCUAUUGUGUUGGGGUAGGAAGGCUAUUUUAUGCGUUGAGGACUUGCCCUUCAGAUUGGUUAGGGGACACACAAGUCCAGUUUGAUCUUGCUUUGUGCUCUUCUUUGGAGAAGAUUGUUACAGCCUCUGAGCCGGGUUUUGGGGACUGGCUAUGGAGGUUAGCUACCCUCCCCAUUAAGAGGGGUGGGCUUGGCAUCUACUCGACGGACUAUGUUAUUAACUAUGCUUUCCUUACUUUUCGUCUUUAA